This is a messenger RNA of Gallus gallus (chicken), 639 nucleotides long. RefSeq names its product nucleoporin NUP42-like (gene NUP42B3). The transcript is spliced from 5 exons. The coding region runs from base 4 to 639 and encodes 211 amino acids. Gene Ontology annotation, molecular function: nuclear export signal receptor activity. NCBI's taxonomy places the organism in Eukaryota, Metazoa, Chordata, Aves, Galliformes, Phasianidae. The record is from RefSeq and is a predicted model, not a curated record. Gene Ontology annotation, cellular component: nuclear envelope.
GCCAUGCUCCAGCACACGGCAGGAGCUGGAGGAGGAGGAGGAAUGGGUGCUUCUACCCAGACAAACACAAACAUUAUCCAGCCAGCCGUUUUCCAGCACACAGCAGGAGGUGGAGGAGGAUCGGGCACUCCCGCAGCCGUUACGCAGCCUCCUGUGAUUGCAAACAGCACAUCGGGUGGCAGCGGUGAUGGAGGAGGACUCUCUGGUGCCUCCGGUUUUGGACCAGCGGGCAACAACGGUGCGGUCCUCUCGCAGAACGCAUUCUCUGCGUUAAGCAGUGCACAGCCUGCUGAUGGCCAGAGAGAUGGACAGCAGAGCCUUCUUGACGUUAUUGCGGAAGACAUGGCAACGUGGGAAUCUUCUGGACAGUGGAUGUUUUCGUGUUACUCUCCUGAGACAGGCAAGCCUAAUGUUCCAGGCUUUGGAGAGUUCUCGGCUGAGGAGGUGCGUCUGGAGUAUUAUAACUGCAGUGCAAACAACAACACUGGCUACUACAUCAACUCUGUCAAUCAGUUAGUGCAGCAGUGGAGAAAGAGGCUGCAGGAGCUGAAGGCUUUAAAUGGCUCGGGAAAAGCAGCAAUGGUAAGUGUUGAGGAAAGUCGUCAGAUUGAUGGUGCUAGGGUGUUUGACAGAGAAUAG